Molecule: messenger RNA, 471 nt
Organism: Helobdella robusta
Lineage: Eukaryota; Metazoa; Annelida; Clitellata; Rhynchobdellida; Glossiphoniidae
Exons: 5
Coding region: 1-471 (156 amino acids)
Source: RefSeq, a predicted model, not a curated record
AUGCAAAGUGUUACAAUCUUUAAUUUCUUGUGGAAUCGUCUCCCAUAUUCCUGGGCCGGUGUGUUUCAAACUCAUGCAGAGUACUUUAAUUCUGGCUGGUGGGGCAUAGAAAAGUGGCGUGUGGCGUGUAGUUCUUGCUUGAAUGGAAGUUCCAAAAGUGAAAAAAGCCUCAGCAGCAUAUACAACAACAACAUCAACAACUACAACGGACAACAUCAACAACUGGACAUCAGUGUAAAGACAUUCCUGUAUGCAAAUGAAACAAUCGUUGAAGAUAACGCUGAAUUGCGACAUUCAAAAGACAUACAUCCGAACAAACAUUAUCCAAGGGGAUUAAAAUGCAUGAACACAUUAAAAGAAGAGAAAUUAACUAAGCAACGUUCUCGACUUGUUUAUUAUCCACCGGAUCAACAGAAAAGGAAAAGUGAAGUUACAUACAAAGCAAAGAACAUUUGGUCCAAAGAAAAAUAA